AUGGAAAACGCCAAUCAGACGAUUCAAAUGGACUAUAGUACCCUUUCACACUACUGUCCCUGGCAAGACGACAGACCUCAACCAAUCUCCCGAUACCGAUGGCCCGCCGAAGAAGGUCUACAAUGGGGUUCAGAUCCCAGUUUCUGCUAUCAUGGCUUCUCUAGUCCCAUCGGUACCUGGACAGAGGAGCGCCUGGUCCAGAACCUGAUGCGGAACAUGGCCGGUUUGUGUACCGCCAUGGACAUUGGCUUUGAUGUUCCCGAAAACCUCGAUGGUCCCACAAAAUGGAAGACCCUCCGAAACCCCAUCGCCAUCUUCAUCCUCGAGCCAAGCCCAAAUGUUCUCUUCGGAUGA
Messenger RNA from Penicillium psychrosexuale, 354 nucleotides. RefSeq lists its product as uncharacterized. Bases 1 to 354 code for a protein of 117 amino acids. The record is from RefSeq and is a predicted model, not a curated record. The transcript has 2 exons. NCBI's taxonomy places the organism in Eukaryota, Fungi, Ascomycota, Eurotiomycetes, Eurotiales, Aspergillaceae.